This is a messenger RNA of Neoarthrinium moseri, 207 nucleotides long. RefSeq lists its product as uncharacterized. NCBI's taxonomy places the organism in Eukaryota, Fungi, Ascomycota, Sordariomycetes, Amphisphaeriales, Apiosporaceae. The transcript has a single exon. The record is from RefSeq and is a predicted model, not a curated record. The coding region runs from base 1 to 207 and encodes 68 amino acids.
AUGGAGGCGCGCAAUGUGGGCCCGGAUUCGGAUAUAGCUCAAGACCAGGCUACGGAGGAAGAGGCUACGGAGGAAGAGGCUACGGAGGAAGAGGCUACGGGGGAGGAGGGUUCGGGGGAGGAGGGUACGGGGGAGGAUGCUACGGGGGAGGAGCUGGAUUUGGCGGCCGGCUUGGGUAUGGUGGCAUGCGAGGUCGGUGUUGAGUAG